AUGGUUUCCUUCCUCGCUAAGACAUACGCCGCUCUCGUCGCCGCUGCUUGCUUCUUCAGCAGCUCAAGUGCCUUGCCCACCGGUGCGGCCGACCUCAGCACGCGUGCUACCGCCGCCACUCCUGCUGCUCCUCACUUCGUCGUGUACACCGACGCCUGGAUCAAUGGGGAGAAUGGACCUCCGGACGUCUCCCAGUUGAAGGGAUACAACACCUACAUCAUGGGCUUUUGGCUCACGAACCGUGUUGCCGACCAGGCUUCAGAAUGGACGCUGAUCUCGGCGGACCAGCGCGCCUCGGUCAAGGCCGCGUACGCUGCGGCUGGUAUCAAGAUCAUGGUCAGUGCCUUCGGCCAGACCGACACUCCGACGACCAACGGCGCCGAUCCUGUGGCGACGGCGAACAGUCUCGCCGCAUGGGUCAAGCAGUACGGCCUUGAUGGUGUCGAUGUCGACUACGAGGACUUCACCGCGUUCAACGGCGGCACGGGUGUCAACUGGCUCAUCUCCUUCACGAAGCAGCUCCGCUCCCAGCUCCCCGCCGGCCAGUACAUCAUCACGCACGCUCCCGUCGCUCCCUGGUUCAAGGCUGGCUACGCCGGCGGAGGCUACCUCGCAGUCCAUCAGUCCGUCGGCUCUAUGAUCGACUGGUACAACAUCCAGUUCUACAACCAGGGUCAAUCUGAGUACACCGACUGCACCGGCCUCCUCACCGCUUCUGGUGGACAGUACCCCGGCUCUUCCAUCUUCGAGAUCUCCGCGAACGGUGUUCCCCUCAGCAAGCUCGUCAUCGGUAAGCCCGCCACGGCGGCUGAUGCCCCGAGCGGCGGCUACAUGGCUCCUUCUACGCUGGCUACCUGCGUCGCUACUGCCGCUGGCAAGGGCUGGAACGGCGGUGUCAUGGUAUGGGAGUUCCCCGACGCGACCGCCGCCUGGAUCCAGACCGUCCGCGGCUCGACCUUCCCCAUCAGCGGCGGCAGCCCCCCGCCCCCGCCC
Molecule: messenger RNA, 993 nt
Organism: Peniophora sp. CBMAI 1063
Lineage: Eukaryota; Fungi; Basidiomycota; Agaricomycetes; Russulales; Peniophoraceae
Source: the annotation of a GenBank genome assembly